GGCGCCCGUGUCGGGUUGUAGGUGUCGCUGUUAUCGGGUCCUGAGUGAGGUGCGAGUGGCGGGGGUCCCGCAACCCAGUUAUCCGUUUGACUUGUUAACCUUUUUUCCUAUCCUUUUUCAAACCUUGCCACCAGUGAUAAGUUAGGUGCACUAUUAUACUCGCGGUAUUGAGUGACGGAGAUUCGAUUGUCCGAUCGGAGUGGUUUGUUACUAUAAAACUUGCAUCUCUUAUCGUCGAGGAGCGCGUUUCGGUAAUAUUUGGUUCGGAGGCGGUAUUUCAUGUGUGAUUAUAUUUCUUAUAUAAAAAAUAUGGCUUGAUUAUGGUUAAAGUUUAGUUGACACGUCGAUGUAAGAGAUGCGACGCGAGUUUUUGAGUGACACGCUGGCAGGUCACGUGACCUGGCCGAGCUGUGGCGCAGUUUCCGAGCUGCGUGUGCGCUCUUUUCCCGCCCGACCUUCAUGAGGGGUGGAUGCGUGUGUCCCAGCGCGACGCUGAUGAGUGCUCGGCUCGCUCCGGUUGGCCCGGGGACGUGUAGGCCAGUCGAACUGUGCGCUUUCCCCCGUGGCUGGAGCCGAGAGCGGUCUCGCGGCCGGGGCGUUUGAGUGGCCGGCCUCUGACGGCCCAGAGUGCGGCGGUGCCGCUGUUGGCGAGUUGCACAGCGGAGACGAGGAACAGCCGGUAGGAGCUAGUAUUUAUUAUGUUCUGCCAUUGUCGAUAUGUUGAGUUUAAGAACGCUGUAACGUAAUAUGUACAGUUUAUCAAAAGGUCGACUGUUUCGGACGGAAUUCAGUGUGGACUGUGGUUACUGAUGGGAGAUUUGGUACUGACCUGUGUACCCCUGUGUGUGCGUGCGCCUCCCACAGUAACAAGGGCAAUAAAGGUCCUUCGUCAACGGCUCGUCUUUCGGCGCUCCGCGCUAUUCAGCCACGUGGUGGCUGCUACAGUGGCGGCUGUGCCAUCUACAGUUACGGCUGGAGUCUGCUGGGCCGUCUGCUGCGGCUGAGGUCUGGACUGCAACUGCGUGCUGAGGUCGACCACUGCUGCCUCCUGGACUGCCACCAGCGGAUGGUGCGCUUCACCGUCGUGGAGCUGCUGGAUCCAAGAUCGGGCUCCUCCUGGUGGAGUGAAGCGGGGUGGUCCGAGCUGCAGUGGGUGAGGUGCUGUGCCUGAGCAGUAGCCAGUGGGCGCUGCAGAGUGCAGGUUGCGGUUGGUGGGCCGUGGUGGUGCUGCGUCUGCAGCUUGUGGCCACAGUGAGGUGAUGUGCGUCAGUGGUGGCCAGUGAGGUUUGGCACGCGAGUCACGGUUGGUUGGUGACUGGUGAGGCUCUGCGUGAGCUGGCGGAGCCGGGGGCCGCGCUGUGCUGCUCUCGAGUGCUGUGUCCGACGACUGGCUGGUCGACUGCUGCAGCCUGUGUGGUUGCCCGACCUGUCCGGCGGCCGAGUCGUCUCCGGUGAUUGUGCUCUGCUGCCGUGGGGCUGCUCCUUCUGGCUGGCUGGUCAACUGCUGCGGCCUGUGUGGCUGCCCGACCUGCCCGCCCGGCAUCCAAGUCGUCUCUGGCGACUGCGCCCUGCAGUCCUGGAGCUGCUGCAUCUGGCGGCCGACUGGUGGGCUGCUGAGGAGCGACUCAACGUGGAGCGGUUUCGGUGAGCUGUGGUCCAAGGGAGCUGAACUUGUUGACCUUGAGGUUGGGGAUAGGUUGUGUAGUGGUGCCCAGCUGGUCCCAGCCCCUGUGACUUGAUAGUUAGUAGUGAGUUUCAGUGCUGAAGUGUUUUUAGGCUGUGUCGUACUGUGUUUUUAAUAUUAGUUAAGGUGUUUAGUUUGUAAGUUGGAUCUGGUGGUCCUUGAUCCCCUCUCGUCUGCUUCGGUAUCCUGUGAUCCUGCACAUGAUGGCGCCGCCCAGUAAGGAGGAUCUUGGUAGACUUAAGUUGACUGAGCUCCAGCGCGAGCUCGAGGCUAAAGGCCCACAGGUAAGAAGUCUGAGAUGGUAGAUAGGCUGUGGGCAGCUAUGCAGGACCCGACAGAGUCUCCACGUGUUGAGAACAAGGUGGACAUUAGGGAACCCCCAGGUGAGAGUCAGCCUAUCUCUAAACCGAGUGCAGAGAUGCUGAUGGUGAAACUUAAACUGAUGAGGGAACGACAGGCUGUAGAGGAGAGUAGGCUGAAGGUUAAGGCUCAGGCAGAGCAGGAUGAGCUGAGGCUGCGGACUAGGGCAGAGCAGUUGGAUGUUGAGAUUCAGCUGGCCGAGCUGGGCCAGGUGGAUGAGUCAGCACUGGAGCCUCUUCGGGUGACAGUGAGUGAGGCUUCGGUGACUCCAGUUGGGGCUGAUGCCCUUUCAGCGCAGGUGAGGCGUUCACUGCUCCCUCCUGCCGAGCUCCGUCCGUUCUCGGGAGCGGUUGAGGAGUUUAGGCUCUUCAUCAGAGCGUUCCAGUCCAGGAUUGCUAGCCGAACGGACGACCAGGGGGAACUGCUGUAUUACCUCGAGCAGUAUACCCGCGGGAAAGCUAAUCAGCUAGUCAGGAGUUGCCUCCACUUGGGUGAUGAGGGCUACAGCCAGGCUGUGAAACUUCUCGAGUCUCGAUAUGGAAAUUCCCUCAGACUGAUCGAUUCGUACGUGGAGCGGAUCGAACAGUGGUCGCGCCUGCAGUCUGGGGAUGUUGAGGGGCUUGACAGAUAUGCUCUGUUCCUAACUGAGGUAAAAAAUGCGAUGUCUGGCGCCACCAUGGGCGAGUUCGAGCACCCGUCUACCCUCCGCUUGAUCGCGUCUAAGCUUCCAGUGUAUCUGCAGGACCGGUGGCUCCGAGAGGCCGACAGAUUGUCUGAGAGUGGUAAAAGGAUUACUUUCUCAGACAUGGUUAGCUUCGUCGCAGCAGAGGUGCGAGUGAGGAGUCCUCUUUUCGGUCCGAGGCCUGUCAUACCCGGACGCGGUGGUGAGGCUGGAGCGCGGCAUAAGGUGAGCACAGCGAAGGUGAGCGAGCCCGGGGUGCAGAAGUGUGUUUUCUGCGGGGCGGCGCACCGUCUGAAGGGCUGUAAGGAUCUGCUUCGUAGACCUUGGGAGGAGAGACGACGGGUGUUGAUGAGAAAUCAGCUGUGUUUUGGCUGCCUGAGGAGGGGACACAGGGCUCGGUCUUGUAGAAAGCCGCUCCGGUGUGGUGUCUGCAAUGGGCCCCAUCCCUUGGCGAUGCACAGGGAGCCGAGUUCAGUCUCUGCCCCCAUCGAGCAGCAGCGUGCGGCUCAGCCGCCCGUCAGGGGGUCUGAUUCUUUGCGCGCGGGACCCUUGACCGGUGGGAUGGUAGCGGCUGGUGACCCACCUGGGGCGCAGAUGAGUGGUGGUGUUUUAAGUGCGAGCUUGGGUAUCCGCGGCGCGGGCCGGACGGCGCUGCCAGUGGUUGCUGUGCGCCUCCGGGGUCCCACGGGGCUGGAGGUGGUGGUAAAUGGGUUCUUGGACUCUGGCUCGUCAGGUAGUUUCUUGACUGAGUCGCUGGCGCGGCGUUUGAAGGUGAGAAGGGAUGACACUUCCAUCUCCAUCGAGACGGUUGGGAACGAGCGGAGGGUGAUGCAGACCUCGCUGGCCUCUGGGUUGGAGGUCUGCGGUCUGGACGGAGCAGAGUUCCUUCCCCUGCCGCCGCUCCUGACUAUCGACAGGAUCCCUGUGACACAGUCCGAUCGGUGCCGGGUGAGUGAGCUCAGAGCCGCUGCCCACCUGCAGGGUGUGGAGCUCCAUGAGGUGGAUGCCCCAGUGGAGUUGCUGCUCGGCUCCAACUGCGCUACUCUGAUUGUUCCCAGAGAGGUGAGGUCUCCGCCUUCCGGUGAGGAGGGCCUCUGUGGUGUGAGGACGUGUCUUGGCUGGUAUGUAAUUGGUUGUGGUGGUUCCCCGGCGACAGGAGGUAGGAUGUCUGUCAACCUGCUGCGGGUUCACGACAGCUGUGUCCCUGACCGUGACUCAGAGUGCGUCUUUAAGGUCAUGUAUGAACAUGAGUUUAAGGAUCUUUCCGACGACCAGGAGUGCCUUUCCGUGGAGGACAGGGAGUGGCUGUCUGACUUGCUCCCACAGGUCAAGAGAGACGAGGAGGGGCACUUCGUGAUUCCACUUCCUAAGAAGGAUUUCGACCAGUUGCCGGACAGCUUUCCGAUGGCGUCCAGGAGAUUGGAUUCUCUUCGGAGGCGCUUCAGGUCUGAUCCGGACUAUUUUGACGCGUACCGACGAGUCAUUUCGUCACUGGUUGAUGACGGCUACGCAGCUCCAGUGCCAGACGGUGAGGUUGGAGGAGGGCCGGUCUGGUACCUCCCUCGCCACGGCGUGCAGGAGCCCGCGAAGGGAAAACUGCGCGUGGUUUUUGACUGCGCGGCCCGGAGCCAUGGCGUGUGUUUAAAUGACUUACUGAGAGGGGGUCCGAACCUGACAAAUCCGCUUCUCGGGGUGCUCUGUCGCUUCCGGGAGGGGCGUGUCGCGUUCACAUGUGACGUCCAGUCUAUGUAUCAUCGAGUGCGUGUGCCGGAAGCAGAUGCUGAUCUGCUGAGAUUCCUGUGGUUCCAUGAUGACGACCCAGAGGGUGACGUGCAGGUGCUGAGGAUGAGGUCGCACGUCUUCGGAGCGGUGUCAAGUGGCAGUGUGGCCAGCUUCGCGCUGAGCCGCUGCGCAGAGGAGGGUCGCGAGCAGUUUCCUGAGGCCGCUGAUGCUCUACUCCGUAAGACGUAUGUAGAUGACGCUCUAUGUGCUGCUGACUCCGUGGAGGAGGCUGUGAAGCUGGCACGUGACCUGAAAGAUCUCUGCAGGACCGGUGCAUUCAACAUGACUAAGUUCACCAGCAACCGGUCAGAGUUUCUGAAACAGAUUCCGUUUGAAGACAGAGGUAAGCAGGUUAAGGCAGUGGAUUUAGAUAAGGACGCUCUGGGCUCUGAGCGUGCGCUUGGACUGAAGUGGUCUGUUGAGAAGGACUCUUUUGUUUUCCAGUUCAACGACCGGCACAAGCCGGUGACGAGGCGCGGCAUACUGUCCACCGUAAGUUCGGUGUUUGACCCUCUCGGUAUCGUGUCGCCAGUGACCCUGCUCGGUCGAGUGCUGCUGCAGAGGCUGUGUGCGGUUUCCUGUGGGUGGGACGAGCCUCUGUCUGAUGCCUUGACGGGGGAGUGGGAGGAGUGGCUGGCUGGUGCCAGGGAGCUGGACAGUGUUCAGCUGGAGAGGUGUAUCGUGGGCCCGCCUGGAGAGGUGUUGAGCACUCAGCUACAUGUCUUCGCUGACGCUAGCGAGACCGCGUACUCUGCAGUGGCAUACCUGAGAAGGGAAGUUCGUACCCCGGACGGGGAGGUCCGGUGUUUUGUGACGUUUCUCUUGGGUAAGUCGCUUGUGAAUCCCGUGCGGUUCGUGUCUGUGCCGCGGCUCGAGCUAGCCGCCGCAGUGCUGGCCGUGAGGGUGAGACGGGUGCUUGAGAGAGAGCUAGACACCCAAUUCGACUCCUUCCACAUGUGGACUGACAGUAUGGUAGUACUGGCCUACGUCAGGAACCGGACGACGAGAUUUAAGACUUUUGUGGCAAACCGGUUGGCGUACAUCCAUGACGGCUCCAAAGUGAGUGACUGGGCGUAUGUGCCUUCGACAGUGAACCCGGCUGAUGUUGGAUCUCGUGGCUGUCAGCCGGCGGGACUGAAGCCGUGGCUGGGAGGGCCAGAGUUUCUUCUCGGGAGCGCCGGCGGAUGGCCGGAGGAACCGGCAGUAUCUGUGUCGGUUCCCGUUUCCGAGGUAAAGUCUUCGCCUGUAGCCCUGGUGUCGCUUGCCGCCGGUCCCGAGAGCCCUUUCGAUCUACUGAUCAGGAGUUUCUCGUCCUUUUUUCGACUCAAGCGAGCGGUGGCGUGGUAUCAUCGCUUCCUCUGUGUCCUGCGUGACGGCUCUUUCCGCAGAUGGUGUCUGGCGAGAAGGAGAGGCCUGAGGCGGCGCGGACACGGUGAAAAGACUAACCUGACCGUGUCAGAUCUGUGCCGGGCAGAGCGUGUUGUUUUGCGGCACGCCCAGAGGGACCUGGCUGAUUUUCCGAGAGAGGGAUGUGACGAUGGCCCAGUCGGAGUGCCUAUGAGCAGUCCUCUGACGAAGCUGCGUCCGCAGAUGCUGAACGGCCUGCUGGUCGUGGGAGGCCGACUCGGUCGGUCGGAGAGUGUUUCCGAGAGCGCGAAGCACCCAGUGAUUCUGCCCCGUAAGAAUCACGUGACCCAGCUGUUGAUCCGAGAGGCUCAUGAGAGGGUGGGCCAUGAGGGCCGCGAUCAUACUUUUUGGGAGGUCCGGAAACGUUUCUGGGUGAUAGGCGCUGGUCCUGAGAUUCGGGGACUCAUUCGCAGAUGUGUAACGUGCAGGAAGGUGAACGCGCGGCCUCAGAAGCAGCUCAUGGCAGACUUGCCAAAGGAGCGCGUGUCAGCCGAUACACCGGCAUUCUCGUCAGUGCUGCUUGAUGUGUUUGGGCCGAUCUUGGUUAAGACCGGGCGGACCGAGCGGAAACGCUACGGUCUGAUGUGUGUCUGUGUCGUGACACGAGGCGUCCAUGUUGAGAUUCUGGAUUCGUUGCGCACAGACUCGCUGAUAAACGCCAUUCGUAGGAUCAGCGCUCGCCGGGGUCAGAUCGUUCAGAUCAGGAGUGAUAUGGGGACGAAUCUGACCGGGGCCGACAGAGAGCUCCGCGAGGCGCUGAGCGAACUCAGUCACGGUGAUUUGCAGCGUGCCGCGCUGAAACAGGGCAUUGACUGGCAAUUCAAUCCCCCCACAGCUUCUCACUUCGCAGGUGGCGUUGAGAGGCAGAUCAGAACAUUCAGGAAGGUAUGGCGGUCCAUGCCUACUCAGCAGCGUCUGGAUGACGAAUCGAUUCGCACGCUGUUUUGCGAGAUCGAGUCUGUUAUGAACAGCCGGCCACUGACUUACGUAUCGACUAGCUCCGGUCAGCUGGAGCCUCUGACCCCGGGGCAUCUCCUAUUUCUGAGGAGCAGUGCCGGACCGAUACCCGGAGAGUUUUCAGAGUCCGAUUCGCUAUCGAGACGUCGAUGGCGACACGUGCAGUAUUUAGCCCAGCAGUUUUGGUAUCGCUGGAGACGUGAAUACCUGCUUUCUCUCCAGGCGCGCCAGAAAUGGACGCGGGAGUCGAGAAAUGUGCAGCCGGGAGAUGUCGUUCUCCUAGCUGAUCAGAACGUGCCACGAGGGCUGUGGCGGAUGGGCAGGGUUGUUAAGGCUUUCCCGAGUCAGGAUGGACUCGUGAGAAAGGCUCUAGUUCGGACAGGUGAGUCCACGUACAUGAGGCCGAUCCACAAGAUGGUAGUGAUUAGUUCUGAAUCUGACCUGGAUUAGUACUGUGCGGGGUCAGAUGUGUGCGAGAGUCUGAGAGCCUCUAGUUUAAGACUUAGUGUAAGGUGUCAACGUAAAUAGAUUCUUUACGAGCUAGAACCUGUUUGCGACAGACUAGUCUGUUUGUUUUUGCCAGCAGGUUUGUUUGUUUUUUGUUUUUUUGCCAGCGGGUAGGUUUUGAGGUGCCAGACUGUUACGUGUGAUUAGAUUUAAGUGUCCAUGUAAACUCGGCUAGCUGCCCUGGCAGUCGAGGGUUGGUUCUCACCAGCAGGUAGACGGUGAGUGGGUUCACCCGGGCGCCCUUGUAUUGAUUCGAAUGACAAGAUAUGGCCAUUCGAAUGGGGGAGUGUAGACGGCGCCCGUGUCGGGUUGUAGGUGUCGCUGUUAUCGGGUCCUGAGUGAUGUUGUGAUGCGUGCUACUGAGCCGGCACGAGCUAUGCCGGCGCAGUCAGCUGACAGCUGUUGCCAGCCGCCGCGGCGCCGGCCGGCGCCUGAUGGUAGGCUGUGCCGCCCGGCAGCUUCCGGCGUCCUUGAGUAAAGAGCAUUGUUGUGCAGUCGUCAGCCGGACUCAAUACAGUUAACAUCGGGA
Molecule: messenger RNA, 7908 nt
Organism: Amphibalanus amphitrite
Lineage: Eukaryota; Metazoa; Arthropoda; Thecostraca; Balanomorpha; Balanidae
Exons: 2
Coding region: 1983-7322 (1779 amino acids)
Biological process (GO): DNA integration
Molecular function (GO): zinc ion binding; nucleic acid binding
Source: RefSeq, a predicted model, not a curated record